Molecule: messenger RNA, 732 nt
Organism: Alternaria novae-zelandiae
Lineage: Eukaryota; Fungi; Ascomycota; Dothideomycetes; Pleosporales; Pleosporaceae
Exons: 4
Coding region: 1-732 (243 amino acids)
Source: RefSeq, a predicted model, not a curated record
AUGUCAGGACAAUCAUCACCAGGUGCACAACCAACAAGUGCGCAAGCUACGGAAGAGCCCGCCAUCUCUAACUAUUCCACAAGAAAGACGUACCAGCUCUCUGACCAAGCAGGCCAAUGGCUUCUAGACAAGCUCAAGAAGAAGUCCCGUCAAGACAGAGAAGAUUACCAUCCUAACGCACCCACAGACCUCCGUAUCCUCCGCUUCCACGUCAAAGAAAGCGCUGCAGAGAAUGCAUUGCAACAAGCACGCAACACCACAGUCUCCGAAUUCGUACUACAGAAACUUCAGAAACUUGAAGGUGAACACCCCGAACACGAGGUCGAUGCGGCGAGGGAGUAUGAGAGAAUGACGAGGUGGAAGCUGCUAGUUGAGAAGGCUGUCGGCGAUGCUAAACAUGAGGGGUUGAUGGAGUUGGUGAAGAGGGUUGAGGAACUGAUUGAGGGCCUGACCGUCCUGAAGAAGUCCAUUGACAAGAGCGUGAGACGUGUAGCUGAACAUCGUGAACGCGACGAAUUAGUCAUAGAACUCGCUCAGUCAGGGGUCGAGGCUAUGGAAGAAGGAGAAGAACGAAAGCACGAGGUGGAGAAGCUCGAGUUUAAGAAGAAAAAGAGAAUGUUUGAGUCGUUGGUGGAUGCUGCCAUGCAUGACGGCUUACAGAAGUUGACCGGUGCGGUCGAGGAAAUUGUGCAGAAUCAUGUGCCGAAUGAGAACGACGCUCCUCAAUCGUAG